This is a messenger RNA of Staurois parvus, 315 nucleotides long. The record is from the annotation of a GenBank genome assembly. NCBI's taxonomy places the organism in Eukaryota, Metazoa, Chordata, Amphibia, Anura, Ranidae.
CAAUUCUGUGUCCCUCAAGUAACAAUUCUGUGUCUGUCCCUGAGUAACAAUUCUGUGUCCCUGAGUAACAAUUCUGUGUCCCUCAGUAACAAUUCUGUGUCCCUCAGUAACAAUUCUGUGUCCCUGAGUAACAAUUCUGUGUCCCUCAGUAACAAUUCUGUGUCCCUCAGUAACAAUUCUGUGUCUGUCCCUGAGUAACAAUUCUGUGUCCCUCAGUAACAAUUCUGUGUCCCUCAGUAACAAUUCUGUGUCUGUCCCUGAGUAACAAUUCUGUGUGUCCCUCAGUAACAAUUCUGUGUCCCUCAGUAACAAUUC